Molecule: messenger RNA, 4203 nt
Organism: Pararge aegeria (speckled wood butterfly)
Lineage: Eukaryota; Metazoa; Arthropoda; Insecta; Lepidoptera; Nymphalidae
Product: solute carrier family 66 member 2
Exons: 6
Coding region: 297-1169 (290 amino acids)
Biological process (GO): phospholipid translocation; retrograde transport, endosome to Golgi
Cellular component (GO): trans-Golgi network; endosome
Source: RefSeq, a predicted model, not a curated record
UCACGGGAAGGGAUUUAAGAAUUUAAAAAAAUUAUCACUUAUCUGACGUCAGUUUGACAUCUCGAUUCUUAGAGAUUGGUUUGUUCUCUGUGAUUCAUUCAUUUGGAUUUUGGGCCUUACCUAAAAAUCAUUAAGUUCAAAUUAAAAAUUAAAUUGCACAGUGGAGACUGAAUAGCGUGAAUUAAUAAAUUGUGAUCAUGAACUUGUUAUGUUAUUCUUACAAGUGUGUAAUAAAGAAAAGACUGUUAUAGUUUAGCGGAGCCUUCCAAAUAUCUAGGCGAAAAAAAGUAUUAACUAUGGAUUGGAUUAUAUCUGAUGAGUUAGGGCUGACCGUGGGCCAUUUAGUAGGUUGGGGUGCAGCUACGGCGAUGAUUGUGGGGGGAGUAGCUCCAUACAUUCCACAGUAUAGACAAAUUAGGAAGACUCAAGAUGCAGAAGGAUUCUCCCUGUAUGUUUGUUUGACGCUAUUAAUAGCAAAUACAUUGCGCAUAUUGUUUUGGUUUGGCAAACGCUAUGAAAUACCAUUAUUAAUUCAGAGUAUAGUGAUGAAUGCAACAAUGUUUGCGAUGAUCCACCUUUGUGUGACUGUAAAGAAAAAAAAUCAAAUAAUUAGAUCGAGAGAUCGAAUUUUCACAGGUGCAAUAUUCAUGUUAUAUAUACUAUUAUGUUGUGUAAAUGGCUCAGCUCAGCCAGAUGAUACAGCGCAGUGGUUGGGUCAACGCAGUGGCAUCGUUGGUGUUGAAAAACCACAUCGCUUUUAUGAUAUGGACAGAAAGUAUUUUUGGGCCUGGACGGACUUCCAGAGCUACUUAGACUGUAUGCUAGUCUUCUCAGUUUUUGGUGCAGCUAUCACCUACCUGUUGAUAGAAUUUGCGCCGUUCGUGGAACUGAUCGGGUUUCUAGCAGUAUUCACUGAAGCAAUGUUAGGAGCGCCCCAGAUUGCUAAGAACCUAGCCAACAAAAGUACGGAAGGCAUGAGCCUGAGCAUGGUGAUAAUGUGGACGUGCGGUGACCUCUUCAAGACUGCUUAUUUUGUUAUAAGAGAAGCGCCCACACAGUUUUGGGUGUGCGGCGGCUUACAAGUAUUGUUAGAUAUUGUUAUACUAGUCCAAGUGUGGCUUUAUCGCCACAACACCGCUGCGGCGCGGCGAGUCCGGCGCGGCGACUAGCAGUGGACGGAGACCGACUUAUAGCGGUCGAUGUGCAUCCUCCGCACCCUCGGCGCCGCCACGGUACUGCCCUGCUUCCUUAUAUCCUUAUGACGAACCCUUUACCUCUGUACAACCCCGUGUACCCUGUUAUAUUUGUUAUAAUCCCCGUUACACAAUUACUUUGAUUAGAUGCUAUUGUAAAGACGUUGUCAUGUCUCGUUUGGUCAUAAAUAUUUUAAGUUUUUGCGCUCUGUCCCGCUUGGCGUUUACGGUGCUUUAUAGCGAGAUCAACGGACCUUUAUAGCGGGGCAAGUGGGAUGAAAACGUUUGUUAUAUACACAAUAUUGUUUUGAGUAGCUACAAUUGUACCAUCGUUAUCAUUCGAGUCGUCGAGUCAUAAAUUUGUCUGACUCGUACACUUUAGUGCCUGUGGAGCACCAUAGAGGGAGGUUUAUUGGCGGUUUUAAUACGUCGACUGAAAUUAUAACGUUAUUGUACUGAUUAUUUCGAUCAGCUACUUUUGUGACGCUGUUAUCAUCAGAGUCGUUUGGUCAUAAAUCUUUUUAGUUUUUGUCGCGCGCGCAUAUUAGCGCUUAUAGCGAGAUCAACUGACCUUUAUCAUUUAAGACGACUGGUACUAAAUCUAUUUAGUUUUAGCGCUUAUUGAAAAUCAAAGAGUGAGAGAGAGAGAUCUAAUAAUAUUUAUGGUCAGACGACGAGGAUGACGACAAUGAUAUUGUUAUGCACCAUUCACGGUGUCACGGUUCAAAUUCUGUUCAACACAGUUCUCAAAUCUUGACUAAGCUGACCAAAAUAGCGCUGUCCUUUAGCGCUAAAAGGAUAGCAAUAUUUUGGUAUCUGUCGAUAUCGUUUAAAGAUUUGUGUACUACAGUAUUAACUCCAUUACGACAAUAAUCCCGGAAACGUAUGUGUGAAGCCCGCGACGCCUUGCGUGUUAAGUCAAUUCACAUCAUAAUAUUUUCCAUAAUAUUUAUUAUUAUUGUGUUUAGCUAUGAAACAUCGAAACGUCACGUCUUGGUACGGUUUGCGUACAGCAACUUCUAUGGCAUGUAAUAAAAAAUACUAUAUCUCCCUUAGAUCAAUUUAGCGGUUCUGUUUUAGUUUUGUUUUUAAUUGGUGUUAAAAAUACGAAACACUUAGUUAAUAUUUAAUGGAAAAUAAUAAAGUGUAAUAACUCUAAAUCUUAUUUGAAUAGUGUUUUUAUUACUUUAUCGAGUUAAAUAAGAAAAACACGAUAGGAGUACAAUUUUUAGAAUAGUCGUCGCCACCGAUCAUAAAAUGAAAACUUUUUGGAAAUAAAGUACAAGUACAAGUGUUAACAAUCGGAUUGAGGCAUUAGAAAUGUAAUUGGCAACGAAGCGACAUGAAGUAAAAAUCUUCCAACGUUUGUUAGUAAGUCUUAGAAUAAUAUUAUUACACGCAGCCCGCGUGCGUACAAAGUGCGUACCGUGCGUGUGUGCGACAUACAUAGACGUUUGUCUAGACUGUACGCGUAUGGCGUUAGUUGGCAGUUUCAAUGCAGCAAUAUAUUAUCAACUACAAAAUAAUUGCAUCUAAACUGCAUUUUGCAGUCGUAAUUCAUAAAAAUUUGCACGCUGACUUGAUUUGUACUUUGAAUCAGUCGACAGUUUGAAAGUACCUAUAAACUGCAAAACGAAUGCAUCCGAACUGCAUUCUGCAGCUGACUUGCAGUUCCAAUGCGGACCAUCUGAAAAGAUCUUCAAUAGUGAUAGCGUUAUCGAAAUAAUUCACUGAAAUUAGUACGAGAUACCACAUCUCGCUGGGAUAUUUCUAUAAUUUAAAACCGCUAAGAGUACCGUACAAAGGUUACUGAUAUGACUUGCGGAACGAAUAUUUUAACUUUUUGGGUAAAACUUUUACAUAUUUAUUGUGUGCUUACGUUCUUAGUCGGUUUUAGAUUAGUUUAAAAGUCAAUUGAUAAAUAUUUAAAAAAUCUUCCUAAUAUUUUGCAUUGGGUACGAACCAUAUUGGUAAUGCAGUAAAAUUGAUCUAAAACCUACUAUGGUAAAAUACAAUCCGUUUACAUACUUUAUUCGUGAAUUCUUGUUUAUUAUAAAAUAAUGUUAUUCUAUUUAAACAUAUCGGAUUUGAAGCACUUAAUUAAAACUAAUAGAUGAACUGCACUUUUAAACUGUUUUUAAAACCUCGAAGGAGUUGAUCAUUAAGGUGUAGUUCCGAGCUCAGUUUUUAUGCCGACAGUGACGCUACGAUAGUUGAUUUGUAAUUGAGCAAAACAAAUACAGUUAAUUUUAUACGUACAUCAGUUUUUGUUUCCCGUUCUAUUUAUUUAACAACGUUAUAAACGCUUCAUACGACUGAAUCUCUGACCGUAUAUUAUAAAAAUAAUGAUUGUUAAAUUUUGUUACUUACUAAAACUCGUUACUGUAGUAAUAUUUGAAAUGCUAAAAAUUGUAGGUUAUAACUAAAGCGCUAUUUGUCUGGCAUUUCGAAUCGAAAUUAGUGUUAUCCUGCAGAAAUAUAUAAUAUAAUACUGCAGAAAUAAUUAAAACUAAUGUUGUGGGAUGGAUGUAGUAAUCAAAGGUUUUAGGCUGUCAAUCCACAAAUAUAGUUUUUUUUAAUCUCAUUAAGAUAUUUUAUAGCGCACGCAUGGAAUUUUUUUUAAUCUGUCAAGUUAGCCCUUGACUGCAAUCUCACCCGAUUGAUGCUAUAAGUCAGUUAUGCCAAAAUAACCCCUCAUCGUUUUAUUCUUGGCAUCAUAACGGAACGCUAAAUCGCGACUACUCGCGACUACUAGCGACAGAGUACAUGUAAUACUAAGUCUCUUUUGUUGCGACACUAACGUCGCAUCAUUUUCUUCGGAACUGCACCUUAAAUCUCGCUGUUGUAUUAGUGUUUAAGAGAAAGAAAUCGCUGUGAAACGCAUUAUAUUUUAUUGUGAUAAAGAUGUAGGAAUUUCAUGUAGAUAGGUAGUUCGUUUUUAUAAUGGACAAUGAGAUGAAUGUUUUAACAAAAAAAAAACUUUAGAUGUAUAUUUACUUUAGUUGUAGGU